GGGGCGCAGAAGACACUGAUGCUGAAAAGCUUGAUUCGUCGUUUUUCUUCUUCCCCGUCUUCAUUCACAAAAUCAGGUAAAGCACCUACAAAUAUACGAGAAGAUUCAGUACUGAAGGUGGCCCAGCUUGAAAAAUUCCUUAAAAGAGAUUUUAAAAAAGGUCUGUGUUUGGAGAAGAGGAGUACGGAGGCUAUGGAGUUUCUGAAGAAAAUGGUUGUCUUUGGGGUUAGGCCUAACGAGAUUACGUAUGGAACUUUGAUUAAUGGCUUGUGUCGAACAGGGAACAUGGCUAUUGCCCUUAAAUUACUCAAACAAAUGGCUGAUGGGAAUGGUCAAGGGGUGUUAUCUGCAAGCCUGGCAUUGUUUGUUAUAGUAGUAUUAUUGAUGGUCUUUGUAAAGACGGGCUGAUAGAUAAGGCAAAGGAAUUGUUUUUGGAAAUGAGGGGUAAGGGAAUUAAGCCAAAUGUGGUUGUUUGCACCUCUCUAAUUUAUGGUUGGUGUUUUGUGGUGAGCUCUUGUUUUUUGAGAUGGAAAAUCAUGGAUUGCAGCCUAAUGUGGUAACGUUUACUUCAUUGAUAAGUGGGCUUUGCAAGGUGGGGAAGAUGGAUGAAACUUAUGGAUAUUUUGAAAUGAUUACUCAAAAGGUUUGCAGCCUAAUGUGGUGACCUUUACUACAAUGAUAAAUGGGCUUUGCAUGGUGGGGAAGAUGGAUGAAGCUAAUGGGUUGUUUGAUAUGAUGAUUCAAAAAGGUUUGCAACCUAAUGUGGUGACAUUUACUACAUUGAUAAGUAGGCUUUGCAAGGUAGGGAAGAUGGAGGAAGCUAGUGGGUUGAUGGAAAUGAUGAGUAAAAAAGGUUUGCAGCCUAAUGUGGUGACAUUUAAUACAUUGCUAAAUGGGCUUUGCAAGGUAGGGAAGAUGGAGGAAGCUAGUGGGUUGAUGGAAAAGAUGAGUCAAAAAGGUUUGCAGCCAAAUGUGGUGACAUUUAAUAAAUUGCUAAAUGGGCUUUGCAUGGUAUGGAAGAUGGAUGAAGCUAAUGGGUUGUUUGAAAUGAUGACUCAAGGAGGUUUGCAGCCUGAUGUGGUGACGUUUACUACAUUAAUAAGUGGGCUUUGCAAGGUGGGGGAGAUGGAUGAAGCUUAUGGAUUGUUUGAAAUGAUAACUCAAAAAGGUUUGCAGCCUAAUGCAGUGACAAUUAAUGUAUUGCUAAAUGGGCUUUGCAUGGUGAGGAGGAUGGACGAAGCUAAUGGGUUGUUUGAAAUGAUGACUCAAAGAGGUUUGCAGCCUGAUGUUGUGAUGUUUAAUACAUUGAUAAGUGGACUCUGCAAGGUGGGGAAGAUGGAUGAAGCUUAUGGAUUGUUUGAAAUGAUUGCUCAAAAAGGUUUGCAGCCUGGUGUGGUGACGUUUAAUACAUUGAUAAGUGAGUUUUGCAAGAAGGGGAAGAUGGAGGAAGUUAACCAGUUGUUGGAAUUGAUGAGGGAAAGAGGUUUUGCAACCCGAUAUGGUGAUGUUUCAUACAUUGAUUAAUGGGUUUUGCAGGGUGGGGAAGAUAGAGGAAGGUAAUGGGUUGUUGGGAUUGAUGAUUAAAAGAGGUUUGCGACCAAGCACAUGUACUUGGACCACUUUGAUAGAUGGUUAUUGCUUUAUGGACAGAUUUGAUGAUGCCAGGGAGCUGCUAAUCUCUAUGGAGAGCAAAAAAUGAUAUUCAGAGAGUAUACAUCAUCACACGUCUAUGUAUCACUUUCCUGGUGAGUCUGGUCAGAAAUUCUUUUGGAUUUGCUUCUACAACUUUGCGUUUGUUCUUGUUGCAAUUGAAAUUUUAGUUCCCGUAUCAGGAUGGUUACUCCUUUUCCGAAGACAUGGCGUGCCAUCUGUAGUUGAAGAUGGAUAUCGCACACUUUCAAGCCAAGAGAUUUACUUACCUUGAAUUCAAAAAGGCAACACAAAAUUUUGAGGAAGAGCUACGGUGAAGUUAACAAGGAUGUUUAAGAUGAUGAAAGAGCAAUCUGUAUGAAGAGAUUUGGGGAUACAUAUCUAGGACAAAAAAACAUUUUGGGUUGAAGUCAGUAUAAUUGGAAAAUCUAGGGAUUCAGUUCAGAAGCCAGUCACAGGCUCAUUCAAUGAGUAUAUUGAAAAUUCAUCUCUUGACAAACACUUAAUUCUCACCAUGAGUGGCUAGAAUAGGUUAUUCUUUGUGAUGUGAAACCUGAAAGCAUACACCUAGAGUGUACAUUUGAACCAAGAUAUCAGAUUUUGGCAUAGCCAAAUUGUUCCAGGGUGGCAAACAAACUUGGGAAGUCUCUGGGACUUGCAGUACAAAGGGUUGCUCGGCUCAAGAGAGGCUGUGAUACUUCAUAGCACCUCCACGGUUGAUGUUUGUGGCUACGAAGUGGUGAUUCUUGAAAUGGUGUAAGGAAUUCAGGUUUCAAAUCUGAUGGUAGGGAUGUGAUAAUGAGUAAGAAGUUGAGUUGACAAGAAUUGCCAGGACAGUGAAAAGGAAAAUGCAAUUUGGAGGAUAGAGGAGUGGGUUGAUGAAAAAUUGAAUGGAAAUUUUAGCCGAACCAGGCUGCAAAAUUGAUGGAAAUUGGGAUAUAUUUUGCGGAGGAAGAUAGAAACAAGAGACUGCAGUAGUCCUCUUUCAAAAUGUGAAGUUGAAGCUGAAGUCCAUUGAGUGGACAAUCAGUAGCUACAAAAGCUGUACCGAGCAGUUUUUAUUGUUUUUGGUGUUUUAUGCGGUUGAUUCAACUUCAAAAAAACGGUCUGACAUGAUAGUUCAACUUUGAAUGA
Mangifera indica (mango) is the source of this 2784-nucleotide messenger RNA. Its product is annotated as pentatricopeptide repeat-containing protein At1g62910-like. NCBI's taxonomy places the organism in Eukaryota, Viridiplantae, Streptophyta, Magnoliopsida, Sapindales, Anacardiaceae. The record is from RefSeq and is a predicted model, not a curated record. The transcript is spliced from 3 exons. Gene Ontology annotation, molecular function: protein binding. Bases 676 to 1524 code for a protein of 282 amino acids.